CACAAAUUUGGCCUCCGCGGCCCCUUGGCGACGCGCGCGCCCCCACGCUUUUUUUGCGGUUGUUUUCGACAAACGCCAUCGACGAUUGUGUUCGCCAUCUUUUGCUCGUGUUUGCGGAUUAAAUUCGGUGCGUGGAUAGAGCCGAAAGAUGGGUCCGACCGUUGAGGAGCCCCCUCCUCAGCUGGCGGAACCGCCCAAAGAAGAUGUCCCCAUGGACGAGGCUGCCCCCGAGGCCCCCAAGGAGCCGGCCCCUCCGCCCGAGCAGACGCCGACCAAGCCGACGAUCGGCAUCAUCUACCCGCCGCCCGAGCUGCGCAACAUCGUCGACAAGACCGCCAGCUUCGUCGCCCGCAAUGGACCCGAAUUCGAGGCGAGGAUCCGCCAGAACGAGAUCAACAACUCAAAGUUCAACUUCCUCAACCAGGGAGACCCGUACAAUGCGUACUACCAGCACCGCGUCAAAGAAGCCCGCGAGGGCAAGGUGGUGCCGGAGAUCGCGGUCGCGCCGACCCCCGUCAAGCCGACGGCCGCGACGACCAAGGCGCAGGAGCUCGCCAAGCUAGUCGAGCAGCCCAUCGUGCCCAAAGAGCCGCCGCCCGAGUUCGAGUUCGUCGCCGACCCGCCGUCCAUCUCGGCGCUGGACCUGGACAUCGUGAAGCUGACGGCGCAGUUCGUGGCCCGCAACGGCCGCCAGUUCCUGACGAACCUGAUGAACCGAGAGCAGCGCAACUACCAGUUCGACUUUUUGCGGCCGCAGCACAGCCUGUUCAACUACUUCAUGAAGCUGCUCGAGCAGUACACCAAGAUCCUGGUGCCCAACAAGAACCUGAUGGCAAAGUUGAAGAAAGAGGCCGAGGACCCCAAGGUCAUCCUGGACCAGGUGCGCUACCGCGUCGAGUGGACUAAGAUGCAGGAGGCGCAGCGGCGCCGCGAAGAGGAGGAGGCCGAGCGAGAGAGGGUGCAGUACGCCCAGAUUGACUGGCACGACUUCGUUGUCGUCGAGACGGUGGACUACCAGCCCAACGAGCAGGGGCUGUUCCCGCCACCGACGUGCCCCGACGAGGUGGGCACGCGGGUGCUGGCGCAGCAGCGGAUGGAGGAGGAGGGGGAGGAGGUGGAGAUGGAGGUAGAGUCGGACGAGGAGGCCAGCGACAAGGAGGAGGAGGCGCCGCCACGCGCCAAGGAGCAGGCACCGUCGCACCGCCCCCCGAGUCCCCCCCCACAACCCCCGAAAGAGGCACCCCCCCAGCUUCCCCCGCUGCCCCCAAACCCGGAGCAAGUGGUGGUCCGCAAGGACUACAACCCGAAAGGCACCAAGGUCCAGCGGCCGACCUCGGAACAGUACCUCAUCUCGCCCAUCACGGGAGAGAAGAUCCCCGCGGAUAAGAUGCAGGAGCACAUGCGGAUUGGGCUGCUGGACCCCCGCUGGGUGGAGCAGCGGGACCGGGCGCUCCAAGAAAAGAUGCAGCAGGACGAGGUGUUCGCCCCGGGCGCGGCCAUUGAAAGCAGCCUUAAGCAGUUUGCCGAGCGCCGUACGGACAUCUUCGGCUUCGGUGACGAAGAGACGGCCAUUGGCAAGAAGAUUGGCGAGGAGGACCACCGGCCCCAGGAGAAGGUGACCUGGGAUGGCCACACGGCCAGCAUGGAGGCGGCGACGCGGGCUGCGCGUGCCAACAUCACCAUUGAAGAGCAGAUCCAGCAGAUCCACAAGAUCAAGGGCUUGCUGCCGGAUGAGGAGAAGGAACGAAUCGGGCCGGCCAAGCCACACGGCUCCGUCCCAAUGCCGCCGCUGCCGCCGUCGAACCCACCACCUCCGCCGCUGCCGCCGACGCCGGUCUCAUCGUCGGCGCCGGCACCGCCGGGAACUAUGAAGACCUCCAUGUCACGCCCGCCGCAGCCUCCAAUGCCACCGAAGAUGGCGCAGCCACCAAUGCUGCCGCCAGCCGCGCUUCGGACGGUCAUCGCACAUGCCCCAGUGCCGGCACCGCGCACCAUGCUGGCGCCGCAGGGUAUUUUGAUGGCGCCGCACAUGGGCCACCCAGCGGGAAUGAUCGCCGUCGCGACGCAGGGCGGGCCACCCCAGAUGGCGUUCGCUUCGAUGCCACCACUGCCGCCGGAGCGCCCACCACCUGCGGAAGAAGAGCCGCCGAGCAAGAAGAGCAAGACGGAAGAGGCGCUGAUCCCAGAGGCAGAGUUCCUCCAGCGUAACCGUGGCCCAGUGACGGUGCGAGUGCAGGUUCCGGGGGCGGCGGAGAAGGCGGAGUGGAAGCUGAACGGGCAGACGCUGACACUGACGCUGCCCCUAACGGACACCAUCUCGGUGCUGAAGGCGAAACUGCACGAGGAGCUGGGCAUGCCGCCGGGCAAGCAGAAGCUGCAGUACGAGGGCAUGUUCGUCAAGGACUCCAACAGCCUGGCCUUCUACAACCUGGGGCAGAACGCCACCAUCGUGCUCCAAGUAAAAGAGAGGGGAGGCCGCAAGAAGUAGGCCAUGGAGGGAGUCGAACGGUGGCCCUCGUGACUCUGUACCGUGCGUUGCUGGCAUUAAAGCUUGGCUACACGAGGAA
Molecule: messenger RNA, 2567 nt
Organism: Ixodes scapularis (black-legged tick)
Lineage: Eukaryota; Metazoa; Arthropoda; Arachnida; Ixodida; Ixodidae
Gene: Sf3a1
Product: splicing factor 3A subunit 1
Exons: 1
Coding region: 149-2488 (779 amino acids)
Biological process (GO): regulation of alternative mRNA splicing, via spliceosome; mRNA cis splicing, via spliceosome
Cellular component (GO): U2-type prespliceosome; U2 snRNP; catalytic step 2 spliceosome
Molecular function (GO): RNA binding; protein binding
Source: RefSeq, a predicted model, not a curated record